Letharia columbiana is the source of this 1218-nucleotide messenger RNA. RefSeq lists its product as uncharacterized. The record is from RefSeq and is a predicted model, not a curated record. Lineage: Eukaryota; Fungi; Ascomycota; Lecanoromycetes; Lecanorales; Parmeliaceae. Bases 1 to 1218 code for a protein of 405 amino acids. The transcript has 5 exons.
AUGGCGUCCUUCUCCCCCACCACUGCCCGCGCCAAGUUCCCCGCCCUCCAGCAAUCCCACCAAAUAUAUUUCGACAACGCCGGAGGCAGCCAAGCUCUAGGCACAGUCGCAUCAUCGGUGAAAGACUAUCUCGAAGAGACCAACGUGCAACUUGGCGCGACCUAUGACGUUGCGAAGCAGAGCACCGAGAGCUAUGGGAGGGGAUUGGAGGCCGCGGCGGGUUUUAUGGGCGCUGCGAGCGAUGAGAUUGUGAUCGGCCCGUCAACAACCCAGCUCUUCUCCAACCUCUCCCUCAUCCUCAAUCUUUCACCCGGCUCCGAAAUCAUCAUCUCCUCCCUCGACCACGAAGCCAACAUCUCCCCCUGGGUACGCCUCGCUAAGUUGUACAAUCAUACAAUCAAAUGGUGGCCAGCCGCCCCCGCUUCUCCGACUCACACGUCCCCCUCCCCAAUCCUCACGUCCGAGAACCUAAAACCGCUUUUGUCGGAGAAGACCGCGUUGGUCACAUGCACGCAUGCGAGUAAUGUGCUGGGGACGAUACACGAUGUGAAGGAGAUUGCGCAGACGGUACAUAUGAUUCCUGGCGCGAAGUUAUGUGUGGAUGGAGUGGCGUUGGCGCCACACAGAGAGGUUGACGUCAAAGCUUUGGGCGUGGACUUCUACGCUUUCUCGUGGUACAAAGUCUACGGUCCCCACAUCGCCAUCCUCUAUGCAUCCCGCGAUGCUCAGCGCAACCUAGGCUCACUAGGCCAUUACUUCCACACUGGCACCAAUCUCGAAACGAAAAUCGGCCUUGCGUCGGCCAGCUACGAACUCGUAGCUGCACUCCCUUCGAUCGUCUCCUACUUCGGGCCCGAUAAAUCCGCAACAUGGGCCGCCAUCGCGGCACACGAGGAGAAGCUACAGGGCAUACUUCUGAGAUACUUGCGAAGCAGGGAUGAUGUGACAAUACACGGCGAGAAAUCUGCGGAUAAGGAGUUAAGGGUGCCAGUUGUGAGCUUUACGGUUAACGGUAGGAGCUCGAAGGAUAUUGUGGAUGGCAUUGAGAGCAAGUCAAACUUUGGGUGCAGGUGGGGGCACUUUUAUAGUAAGAGGAUGGUGGAUGAUCUGCUGGGGCUGGGAGGUUGUGAUGGGGUCGUACGGGUCAGUAUGGUGCAUUAUAACACUGAGGAAGAAAUAGAGAGGUACGUAAAGGUGUUGGAUGAGGUGCUGUCAUGA